Molecule: messenger RNA, 705 nt
Organism: Haliotis rufescens (red abalone)
Lineage: Eukaryota; Metazoa; Mollusca; Gastropoda; Lepetellida; Haliotidae
Product: interferon-inducible GTPase 1-like
Exons: 1
Coding region: 1-705 (234 amino acids)
Biological process (GO): cellular response to interferon-beta; defense response
Cellular component (GO): endoplasmic reticulum membrane
Molecular function (GO): GTPase activity; GTP binding
Source: RefSeq, a predicted model, not a curated record
AUGUCUAUACGAGGAAAGGACAGCGCCAAGGACAGCGGCAAGGACAGCAGCAAGGCUGCCAGUCAGCGUCUUUAUAACGUGGGUGUCAUAGGCAAGUCCGGCAACGGCAAGUCCAGUUUCAUUAAUGCCUAUUUUAGUUUACCACACAAGGAGGAAUACGCAGCCAGGACUGACGUGGUGGAGUGUACGUCUGGAACCCACCCCUAUCACCUACCCGGAUCGGAUGUUGUGCUGUGGGAUGUACCCGGAUAUGACACCCAAAACGUCCCAUAUGGACCAGAAUACCUGAAGAAGAUUAACUUUAAAAGUUACGAUUUCUAUGUGCAUGUGUCGUGUACCAAAAUUGAGGAGACGGAACUUCUUCUUCACAGUGCUAUUGCGAAACAGGGGAAACGCUAUUUCUAUGUCAGGACGAAGAUCGACCGUGACCUAAAAAAUCAGAAAAAGGCACACCCAAGAACAUUCAAUGAAGAUAAUGAAAAAGAAGCUAUCCUGAAGAAGAUCGAGGACUGUUUCCCUGAUGUGCCAGUCUUCCUGGUCAGCUGUAGGGAGCCCGAGGGCCACGACCUACCAACCCUCAGGAGUCUUGUGGCGGAUGGCGCCAACUUCUCCCUAAAGUCUCACAGAGACAUCGUCAAACGAAAGCUUCACGCAACUGGUCGAGCAACAAAACCUUUUCUUGAAAAGUUCUGUGUGCUGCUGUAA